This is a messenger RNA of Exophiala spinifera, 2304 nucleotides long. RefSeq lists its product as uncharacterized. Gene Ontology annotation, cellular component: Ric1-Rgp1 guanyl-nucleotide exchange factor complex; Golgi membrane. The transcript is spliced from 2 exons. The coding region runs from base 1 to 2304 and encodes 767 amino acids. The record is from RefSeq and is a predicted model, not a curated record. Gene Ontology annotation, biological process: retrograde transport, endosome to Golgi. NCBI's taxonomy places the organism in Eukaryota, Fungi, Ascomycota, Eurotiomycetes, Chaetothyriales, Herpotrichiellaceae.
AUGCAUUCGGACAUUCAUGUCAUCGUUCGCUUCCAGGAACAAUCUGUGUUCGCUGGGGAAGAACUCAAGUGCACCAUCACCUUCAAGAACGUCGCCAACGCCGAACCACAAACACCAUCCAGCGGCAGAAAGCGCAGCAGUCGGCACGAAAGCAUCAGUCAAAUUGCCGCUCUUGCGUUGAAACAUCAUGCUCAUCUACGCCUCGGCCGGAAUGGCCGGUCUGCUUCAGACGUGGAAUCUCAGUCCAACGGUCGAGCACUGCAUCGAGCUACCGCGUCGCUGCAAAGCCCGCUAAACACGACCGAUCUUCGGUCUUCGACAGAUAGACCAGGAUUCAAGCAGAGAUCAGUCUCAAUCAUGUCGUUAACGUCGCCUCUCGGCAACAACGAUCACCCAGAUUUAUCAUCCUCCAAUAGCCGGGCGCGCCAGCAAAGACCAAGUCAUCAACGAUCAUCUACCGUGCAACUUCAGCCAGCGCCGCUUCCAAGGAAGAAGAGCCAAUCCGGCAAAGCCCCCCCGGGGGUUUCGCCACAAGGCGCUCGGCGCAGUCCACGGUCGCCAGCCAAAAGUCGAAGCCGUGAGCCUACGCCGGACUUCAAAUUCCCAGCUAGCCCUGGUACCCGCCGAGAGGCUCUAAGUCCGGGUGAUGACGAUGCGGCACGAGUCUUGUCGAGGUCGAGCCAGGUGACAAGUGAGCGAAGCAGCGGCGAUUUCUAUUCCCUCAGCAAUCAUUCAGAGGAAACGCUCAUGUCUGAGCAACCCUCUGUCUUUUCGGACCACAGACCCAUCUCAGUCCUGCCACGGACGCCGCUAAGGCCAAAACAAAGACCUCAAACUGUCAGUUUGCUCAUGGGCUACGCGCAGCUGAACGCGACGUUCACCCUCGACACGUCCUUGAUUGACCAAUCCCAUUUCGAGGACGUCAAGAGCAAAGACUUCCUAGGCGGACAAGCUGGUGGCGGCGUAGUGGGGAUGAAGAAACCCCGUCCGAUGAGUGGAUUUCUAGGCACGGCGUUCAGCCUCAAAGAUUUCAGCAACUCUCUAAACAGCCUACUCAGCAGCGACGACACAAGCAGCGUCAAGCAGAUGCAGGCCAUCAACAACUCUAGAGCCAUUCCCCUGCUGUCCACUCCUCAAUCGCUCCUCUUUGUCGACAUGCAUCUCGAGCCCGGUGAGGAGCGAAGCUAUACGUACAAAUACCCUCUCCCGCGGGGUCUGCCAUCAAGCUACCGCGGCAAAUCCAUCAAGAUCUCGUACAACCUCACCGUGGGCGUACAGGCUGGCCCGGAGGUACACGCAGUCCGUCAAGUCAACGUGCCCGUGCGUGUUUUUUCGGGCGUUGACUAUGAUGGCGAAAUCUUCGGCCACGACCUCAUGCAACCUCACGUCAUUCUCCAAGACCUCGCACGCACCAGAUCCGUCCUCUCCCUUCCCCUGCCUUCUCACAAUACCGAGUCCACCACUCCUACCUCACCCUCGCCGCAGUCCCAUGAGAAAGCUAGUGCCGACUUUCUUGCGUUCGUCGAUAAGCUUCUCGAGCGCAAUGUGAGCCGCAAAUCCAGCACUGCCACCAUGGAAGCAUACAACCCCCGCCACUACACUGGUGCGGAUUCAAUGGCGUUGCAGGCCAUCGAUCGCGCCAUUCUGUACAGUAACCAGAGCACCGAUGUUGCGUCGUCCAGCUCGAACCGGUUCGAAAUCUCCCGGAACGGACUCAAGGUUGCCGUCGUCGUCAUCGACAGGCCGCUGCACAGACUCGGCGAGACGAUCACGGCUGUCAUCGACCUCUCGGACAGUCAGGUCCGUUGCGCCUCGCUCAGGUCGACCCUCGAAUCGACGGAGAAAAUCAGCCCUUCACUUGCUGUCCGGUCUGCCGCCACAAUUAACAGGGCCACGAAAAAGACUUACAGUGCGCAGUCGGAGAACAUCCUGUUUGCGCGGAGGGCUACAUUCUCGCCUAGCAUUCCAGCUUCGGCGACGCCGACGUUUGUCACCAGUGGCGUGAACCUCGAGUGGAGCCUCAGGUUCGAAUUUGGGACCGUCAAGACCUCCGAGGGUGACGAUGACGAUGAUGAUGGUGGUGGUGGUGUUGACGGCGGUGGGAGCAUGGGUGAGGGUGAAGCGCGGGCUCCGGCCGCUGUCGACCUGGUAGACGAAGUGGUCCGAGAUGAACGCGGGAUCAUCCAUGUUGCUGUGGAGAACUUGGACUGCGAGACAUUCGACGUCGUCAUUCCGAUCACGGUCUAUGGGGAUCAUGUCCCGGAUGGACGAGGAGACGAUGAGGUUGUCGGGAUCCCGAUAUAG